AUGCCGCCAAAACGCGCCAAGAAGGCUGCCGCUGCCGCAGCAGAACCUCCCCUCGAUGGCUGCAAGAUUGCCCUGAGCGGCACCUUUGCGGGCAUGACACAAUCGGCUGUCAAGGCCAAGGCAGAGGCUGUGGGUGCCACUGUCAGCACCGCUGUCACCGAAGACACGACACACCUCGUGGCCACCGAGGCCGACUUCAACAAGCCCUCAGCCAAAGUCACCAAAGCACAGACCCUAGGCAUCCCCAUUGUCAGCUUUGAGUGGCUGUCCCUCUCUGAACAAAAGAAUAGCAAACAGGCUGAAGACGACUUCACGUUGGGCGGCACUGCUUCCACCAAGACCAGCACAUCGCGGAAGAGAGCUGCGGUUGACAGCACCUCCGACACGGAAACUGUUGCACCACCGGCCAAGAAAAGCAAGGACGGUAAUGUCAAGGUUGAAAAUGGAGAUGUCAAAGUCGAAGAUGCUCCCCCAGAGCAGAAAAAGGCCAAGCAAGAGAAGGCACUUGGUGAGGGUCAGGUUUUGAAACGAAAGGACACUCGGAUUCCAAUCGAUGAUGGCUGUCCCUUUACGAGUUCGGUCGUGUACAUUGAUGCUGACGGCGUCAUCUACGAUGCCUCGUUGAACCAAACCAACGCCUCCAACAACAACAACAAGACAUGGACUCGCUGGGGCCGUGUUGGUGAUCACGGCCAAACCCAGGUUCCUGCCACAGGUUCGCUCGCAGAGGCCAUGAAGCAGUUCGAAAAGAAAUUCAAAGACAAAUCGGGCAUCGCUUGGGCCAACCGGGUCGACAACCCAAAGCCCGGCAAGUACGCUUUUGUGGAGAGGAACUACGAGGACGAUUCCGACGAUGAAGAUGCGGCAGAAGAUGAGUCCAAGGACAAAACCAAGGCCGACGACUGGACGCCGCCAAAGUGCAGUCUAGACCCUGCGGUGCAGCAUCUUCUGGAACUCAUCUUCAACCAGCAGUACUUUGCCAACACAAUGUCGGACCUCAACUACGACGCAAACAAGCUCCCGCUCGGCAAGCUCAGCAAGGCCACCAUCACGCGCGGUUUCCAGUCACUGAAAGACCUGUCAGAGCUCCUCGACGACAACACACUGGCGCAGUCCAAGUACUCCAUGACGUACGGAAAUGCCGUAGAACAGCUGUCCAACACGUUCUACUCGCUCAUCCCGCACAAUUUUGGUCGCAACCGUCCACCCGUCAUUCACACUCAGCAAAUGGUCAAGAAGGAAAUAGAACUUCUGGAAAGCCUGAGCGACAUGAAGAAUGCGGCCGAGAUCAUGAAGCUGGACAAGGUGGGCAACUACGAUGUCCACCCCCUUGACAAGCAGUACGAGGGUCUGAAGAUGAAGGAGAUGACCGUCCUUGAUCCCGCCACUCAAGAGUUUGCAGAGCUCAAAAACUAUCUGGUCAACACACGUGGGCACACCCACAAUCACAGUUACCAAGUCGAAAACAUCUUCCGUAUCGAGCGCCAAGGCGAGAAGGAUCGAUUCGACGCCAGUGUGUUUGGCAAGCUCAACCAAAACAGGCGUCUGCUGUGGCACGGUUCUCGCGCAACCAACUUUGGUGGUAUUCUCAGCCAAGGUCUUCGUAUUGCUCCUCCAGAAGCACCUGUGAACGGCUACAUGUUCGACAAGGGCAUCUAUCUUGCCGACAUGGCCUCCAAGUCUGCAAACUACUGCUGCUCGUAUCAGUCUGGCAAUACUGCUCUUCUUUUGCUGUGCGAGGCUGAACUGGGUGACCCCAUGCAGGAGCUGCUGCACUCUUCUUACAACGCCGCCAGUGAGGCCAAGCAGAAGGGCAUGAUUUCCACAUGGGGCAAGGGAACAAACGGUCCACUGGCAUGGAAAGAUGCUAGCUGCGUGGAACCUUCUCUGAAGGGUGUUAUGAUGCCCGACACGUCCACAAAGAUGCCAGGGAAAACCGGCGUGGCAGGAGCCAGCUUGCUGUAUAACGAAUACAUUGCCUACGACGUGUCACAAGUCCGCCUCCGUUACCUCUUCCGGGUUAAGAUGUAG
Messenger RNA from Podospora anserina S mat+, 2031 nucleotides. RefSeq lists its product as uncharacterized. The record is from RefSeq and is a predicted model, not a curated record. Gene Ontology annotation, molecular function: NAD+ poly-ADP-ribosyltransferase activity. Lineage: Eukaryota; Fungi; Ascomycota; Sordariomycetes; Sordariales; Podosporaceae. The transcript has 3 exons. Bases 1 to 2031 code for a protein of 676 amino acids.